Baudoinia panamericana UAMH 10762 is the source of this 3921-nucleotide messenger RNA. RefSeq lists its product as uncharacterized. The transcript is spliced from 7 exons. Gene Ontology annotation, cellular component: cytoplasm; mitochondrion. NCBI's taxonomy places the organism in Eukaryota, Fungi, Ascomycota, Dothideomycetes, Mycosphaerellales, Teratosphaeriaceae. The record is from RefSeq and is a predicted model, not a curated record. Bases 1 to 3921 code for a protein of 1306 amino acids. Gene Ontology annotation, biological process: alanyl-tRNA aminoacylation; tRNA modification. Gene Ontology annotation, molecular function: alanine-tRNA ligase activity; ATP binding; aminoacyl-tRNA deacylase activity.
AUGGGCUCCACGACGGGCCAAGAGCCCGAGUGGACGGCCCCCAAAGUACGGUCCGCCUUCAUUGAGACUCUCCGCUGGAACACUAAAGCUAACCACGACGAUAGCUACUUCAAAGAUAGAGGCCAUACUUUCGUUCCAUCGUCUUCCGUGGUCCCUCUUUCGGACCCGACACUGCUAUUUACAAAUGCUGGCAUGAAUCAGUACAAGUCCAUUUUCCUUGGGACGGUAGAUCCGGACUCGGACUUUGCCAAGCUCAAGCGCGCCGUCAACUCGCAGAAAUGUAUACGUGCAGGUGGCAAGCACAACGAUCUGGACGAUGUGGGCAAGGACAGCUAUCACCAUACCUUCUUCGAGAUGCUGGGUAAUUGGUCGUUCGGAGACUACUUCAAGAAGGAGGCCAUCGAGAUGUCUUGGGAGCUACUAACCAAGGUCUUUGGACUGGAUCCGGAUCGACUGUACGUAACGUACUUCGAGGGAAAGUCGGACGCUGGACUCGAGCCGGAUGAGGAGGCCAGAAAGUAUUGGAAAGCCGUUGGUGUUGCUGAUGACCAUAUCCUGACCGGCAACAUGAAAGACAACUUCUGGGAGAUGGGCGACCAAGGGCCUUGCGGUCCUUGCUCUGAGAUACACUAUGACCGCAUUGGUGGCAGGAAUGCUGCACACCUUGUCAACCAAGACGAUCCCAACGUGCUGGAGAUUUGGAACAAUGUGUUCAUUCAAUACAACCGAGAACCGGAUCGGUCAUUAAGGCCUCUCCCGAACAAGCAUGUCGACACCGGCCUCGGUUUCGAGCGAUUAGUGUCAGUGCUGCAGAACAAGAUGUCCAAUUAUGACACGGACGUCUUCACGCCACUUUUCAAGACGAUACAGGAGGUCACAGGCGCUCGGGAGUACCGUGGCAAGUUCGGCGAUGAGGAUGUUGACGGCAUCGACACCGCCUAUCGUGUGAUCGCUGACCACGUGCGCACACUUACUUUCGCCAUCUCCGACGGCGGUGUGCCGAACAAUGUCGGUCGAGGUUACGUUGUCCGGCGAGUGCUGCGGCGAGGAGCGCGGUAUGCGCGCAAAUACUUCGACGUCACGAUUGGAGACUUCUUCGCCAAAAUUGUGCCGACGCUUGUUGCACAGAUGGGCGAAAUGUUUCCGGAAAUCAAAGCGAAGCAGUCUGACGUCGUACAAAUAUUGGACGAAGAGGAGGUCAGCUUCGCCAAGACGCUCGAUCGCGGCGAAAGCAUGUUCGAACGGUUUGCCCAACAGUGCAAGAAGACUGACGCAAAGGAACUGUCAGGCGCUGAUGUGUGGCGCUUGUAUGACACGUAUGGCUUUCCAGUCGAUCUUACCAAGCUCAUGGCGGAGGAGAGAGGGCUUGACAUUGACGACAAGGCAGUUGCAGAAGCGCAGGAGAAAGCGAGAGAAGCGAGUAAGGGCGAGAAGAAAGCUGCGGCAGAUUUGCUGAAGCUGAAUGUGCAUGAUAUCAAUGCGCUGGAGCAGAUGCCGGACGUGCCAAAGACGGACGACUCGCCCAAGUUCCAGCGAGAGAAUGUUCACGGCGUUAUCCGUGCCAUCUACGUGGGUGGCAAAUUUGUGGACUCCACCAAGGAGAUAUCGGAGAGCGACCAGAUAGGCCUCAUACUGGACCGGACGAGUUUCUAUGCGGAGCAAGGUGGUCAAGAAAACGACACUGGCCGAAUACUAAUUGAUGGCGAGGCAGAGAUCGAUGUUCAGAACGUGCAGGUGUAUGCAGGCUAUGUUAUGCACACGGGCUUCAUGAAUUACGGCAGCUUCAAGGUUGGCGAUGAGGUACUUUGCGACUACGAUGAGCUACGAAGACAGCCCAUACGAAACAACCACACCGGCACACAUAUCCUCAACUUCGCCCUGAGAGAGGUACUCGGCGAUGAGGUCAACCAGCGCGGCUCAUUGGUUGCACCCGAGAAGCUGCGAUUCGACUUCAGUCACAAGGCAGGCUGUUCUGACGAAGAGCUGGUGAAGAUCGAGGACCUGAGUACCAGCUAUAUCCGGCAAAACAGCGAGGUGUAUGCGUCAGAAGUGCCGCUGGCGACUGCACGCAACAUCGAAGGUGUACGUGCGGUAUUCGGCGAGACAUACCCAGAUCCUGUGCGCGUCGUGAGUAUAGGGGUGCCGGUUGAGGAGCUUCUGGAGGACGUCAAGCGGAAGGAAUGGCGCAGCGUAUCCAUAGAGUUCUGUGGUGGCACGCAUGUCAAGAACACGACUGAGAUCAAAGAGCUGGUCAUCCUGGAAGAAAGCGGCAUUGCGAAGGGCAUCCGACGCAUAGUCGCUGUGACUGGCGCUGCGGCGCACGAUGUGCAGCGCGAGGCCUCGGAGUGGGACAAGAAGAUCUCGAAGCUUGAGACCAUGGAGUACGGGGUGGAGAAGGAGGCCAGAACAAAAGAGUGGCAGCACGAGCUUGGCAAAGUCGAAAUCGCUGCAGUGGCGAAAUCCAAGCUUCGAGAACGCGUCGCGAAGGUCGUGAAGGAGAACCUCGAUCACCAGAAGACCGCGCAGAAGGCCGAGAACAAGCGCGUGCUGGACGUGGUGAACGAUCACUUCGAGCAGAACAAGGACGCCAAAACCCUUGUGCUCAGCUUGCCGGUCUCUGCUGGUUCGAAAGCGGUGCAAGAGACGAUCAAGGUCAUCAGCUCGAAGCAUAAGGAUAAGACGGUGUAUCUGUUAGGCAAGGCUGACGACAAGGUCCUGCACGGCUGCUUUGUGAGCGAGGAAGCCCAGGGGAAGGGCGCCGAUGCCAGCAAAUGGGCGAACGAAGUCGCUGGAGUCGUCGGCGGUAAAGCUGGUGGCAAGGGAGCAACCAGUCUCGGUCAAGGGACGAACCUGGAUAAGAUAGACGAAGGCGUUGAGGCUGCUCGCAAGUAUCUCCAAGGCUUGAAGCUAUCAUUGAUUCGCUGCCGUACCAGCGAAGGACAUGGCAUACCGAAGCUCAGCCUGGACCCACUCUGCCAUUGUGCACAGGGCCAGCUCGCAACGGUCAUCCUCAACUACGUUGCCAUACCCAAACCACUUUCCCAUGCAGCUAAUAAAUCUUCCGUCGAAUUCUAUUGCCCCUUUAUCUGUAUGAUGUCCUUUCGUGUCGCUGCCCGCUCGGCAUACUCUUUGCCGCGAACACAUGCCACUCCCUUCUCCGCCGGCAUCGCUCAAGCUCGAGGUCUUGUCUCGCAUCCCACCACCAACAAUGGCUUCAGGAAGGCAUUCGUCCAGGACAGCCAUAACGCGUUGCGACAAUUUAGCAGCUCACCAACAAUGGCGACUUCCGCAUUAGCAUCCAUCAAAAGCAAUUGCCGCAAGGUUAUGUGCAUUGGCCGCAACUACGCAGACCAUGUCAAGGAGCUCAACAACCAAAGGCCCAAACAGCCCUUCUUCUUCCUCAAGCCACCCUCCUCCAUCCUCCUCCCCAAUGAAGGACCCGUCCUGCGACCUGCCGGCGUGAACAUGCACUUCGAGGUCGAGCUUGGACUAGUAAUUGGCAAGACGAUCAAGGACCUCAACACCGAAGACGACAAUGAGAUCCUACAGUACAUCGACAGCUACCUCCUCGCCAUUGACAUGACUGGUCGCAAUGUGCAGGAAGAAGCGAAGAAGCGGGGGCUACCGUGGUCCAUUGCCAAAGGCUACGAUACCUUCCUGCCAAUUGCUGGACCGAUCGCGAAAAGCAAAUUGACGGAUCCGCAUAACAUCGAGCUGUAUCUUAAGGUUAAUGGCGAGACGAAGCAGGAGGACAAUACCGAGUUGAUGCUUUUCCGUCUUCCGAGGCAGCUGAGCGAUAUCAGCAAGGUCAUGACGCUGGAAGCUGGCGAUAUUGUGUUGACGGGUACGCCAAAGGGCUGGAAUGAGGAUCAACGGCAAGGAGGUGGAGGAGGCGCGGUUGAAGGUCGAGGUGAAGGAUAA